AUGCUCAUGGAGGAGGACAUCGACGACAGGUUCUUCUACCAGUACCCCGACCACCCCGCGCUCCUUAGCGCCCAGCAGCCGUAUGCACAGAUCCUCUCCGACGCCACCGCCUCCUCCUCAUCCGACUCCGCCGCCGUCACCAGCUCAGGGACCGGCGUCAACUCCACCCUCUCCUCGUCCUCCUCCGCCCCCCCAUCUGCCGACCCCACCUGGCCCUACGACCCAAUCGAGCUCUCCCAGCUGCUGCGCUCCCCUCCGUACCCGGACAUUGGGGUGGGGCUCGAUGACUUCACCGCCGAUGAGGUCAACGCCGUCUUCUUGCCGGGACAAGACGCCGCGUUCCAGCCGAGUCCGGCGUUCUUGGAUACCGCCGGCGGCGGCGGCGGAGGCCAACGGCUGAGCGCUUCCUUCACAGCCCAGAACGCGGGCGGUGGUGGAGCCCAACAGCAGUGCGCUUCCCUCGUUGCCCAGGACGCCGGCGAUGGCGUGGGCAUCCAGAGGUCGGCGUGCGCGGAGGAGGAGACGAAGACAGAGGACACCACCUUGCCUGCUGGUGAUGCUGACCAUGCGGCGCUGUUCUCGGCGUUCUUCAGUGCCCAGAAUGGGGAGAACAUGGACAUGCUCAACAUGGCGUUCCUCAAAGGCAUGGAAGAGGCCAAGAAAUUCUUGCCCACCAAUAAUAGCCUUCUCAUCGACCUUGAUGCCACCUCUGGCCAAUCCUUGCCUACAGACAGAGACAUCAAGCCGUCGACUGCCUUUGUUGCUACCCAAGUGAAGGAGGAGGAGGUGGAUGGAAUAUCAAUGCUUGGAGGAAGUAGCAAUGGCAGGGGCCGCAAGAACCGUCACUCCCAAGAGGACCUGGAAGUGGAGACAGGCAGAAACAGCAAACUGAUGAUGCCUGAACAAGAAGAAACCGGUGCUAGUGAGCUGUUCGACGAAUUAAUGUCCGACAAACAUGAUGGAUUCUUGAAACACAUGCAGGAUCUGCGCAUCGCCAUGGAUAGCGAGUCUGAGAAGAGUGCCAGGAGGGUGAGCCGGAAGGGGGCGCGGGGAAGACAGCAUGGGAACGAGUUUGUUGACCUGCACACCAUGCUCAUCCAUUGCGCACAGGCAAUGGCCACAGGCGAUCGCCGAAGUGCAACCGAGAUGCUGAAACAGAUCAAGCAGCACUCCUCUCUCAGAGGGGAUGCCACACAGAGGUUGGCCUAUUGUUUUGCAGAAGGACUGGAGGCGCGACUUGCUGGCACAGGGAGCCAGGUGUACCAGUCGCUCAUGGCAAAACGCACGUCGGUUGUGGAGUUCCUCAAGGCAUACAAGCUAUUCUUGGCGGCCAUCAGCCUCAAUAAGGUGCAUAUUAUCUUCUCCAACAGCAACAUCUUGGAUGCCGUGGCAGGGAGGAGCAAGUUGCACAUAGUGGCAUAUGGUGUUCAGUAUGGUUUACAGUGGCCAGGCUUGCUACAUUUCCUAGCAGAUAGAGAAGGUGGACCUCCAGAGGUGAGGUUCACUGGCAUUGACCUUCCGCAGCCUGGGUUCCGCCCAGCCUACCAGAUUGAAGAAACAGGCCGCCGGCUUAGCAACUGUGCCCACGAAUUCGGCGUGCCAUUCAAGUUCCAUGCCAUAGCAGCAAAGUGGGAGACGGUUUCUGCCGAGGACCUCAACAUUGAUCCAGAUGAGGUGCUCGUUGUGAACAGUGACUGCCACUUCAGUAACUUGAUGGAUGAGAGUGUUGACGUUGACACCCCAAGCCCCAGAGAUUUGGUGCUCAACAACAUUCGAAAGAUGCGACCCAAUAUUUUCAUCCAGAUUGUCAAUAAUGGCUCAUAUGGUGCUCCAUUCUUCCCGACACGGUUCCGGGAGGCACUGUUCUACUACUCAGCACUAUUUGACAUGCUGGAUGCAACCAUUCCCCGGGACAAUGAUGUACGGCUACUGAUCGAGCGGGAUAUUGUUGGGCGAUCUGCCCUGAAUGUUAUUGCUUGUGAGGGUGCAGACAGGUUGGAUCGCCCUGAGACUUAUAAGCAAUGGCAGGUGCGGAACCACCGGGCUGGGCUCAAGCAGCUGCCGUUGAAUCCAGAGGUUGUAAAGCUUGUGAGGGAUAAGGUCAAGAAGUAUUACCACAAAGACUUUCUCAUUGAUGAGGAUCAUCGAUGGUUGUUGCAGGGAUGGAAAGGGCGGGUCCUCUUGGCCGUGUCAACAUGGGUUGCUGAGGAUUAUGAAUGA
Molecule: messenger RNA, 2220 nt
Organism: Miscanthus lutarioriparius
Lineage: Eukaryota; Viridiplantae; Streptophyta; Magnoliopsida; Poales; Poaceae
Source: the annotation of a GenBank genome assembly